Messenger RNA from Acanthopagrus latus (yellowfin seabream), 1517 nucleotides. RefSeq names its product tetraspanin 13b (gene tspan13b). NCBI's taxonomy places the organism in Eukaryota, Metazoa, Chordata, Actinopteri, Spariformes, Sparidae. Gene Ontology annotation, cellular component: membrane. The transcript is spliced from 6 exons. The record is from RefSeq and is a predicted model, not a curated record. Bases 194 to 805 code for a protein of 203 amino acids.
UACUUUCUGUUAAUUUCCGUUCUUUUCAGCUCAGACCUGCUGCUGGAUGACAAUCUAUUUCAGAGGGGAAGCGGAAUUAUUGCCUCAGCGGUUUUUUCCCUUCUUUUGUGUGGAUUGUAUCUUUGGUGGCGACAUAUUGAUUGAACACUUAUUUUAAGGAUUUUUGGGGGGAAUUAUUUGUUCAUUCAGUAAGAUGGGCUGCGCUGGAUUCACCUGCUCCAAACACUCCCUAUGCGCGCUCAACAUCCUCUAUGUUAUGGUGAGCCUGUUGAUGAUCGGCAUCGCAGCGUGGGGGAAGUGGUUCGGUCUGGUCUCCAGUUUCCAAGUGGUGGGAGGCAUCAUCGGUGUGGGCGUCUUUCUCUUCUUUGUGGCCCUGGCCGGCCUCAUCGGGGCCAUGAAGCAUCACCAAGUCCUGCUCUUCUUUUACAUGAUCAUCCUGUUCAUGGUAUUUAUUGUGCAGUUCUCUGUUUCCAGUGCCUGUCUGGCCAUCAACAGAGAGCAACAGGAUGAGCUGCUGGAGGUGGGCUGGAAUAACUCUCAGAGCACUCAAAGGGAUGUAGAGAAGAGCCUCAACUGCUGUGGUUUCAAGCAUUUUUACACCAAUGUCACCUGUGACGCAGCUUGUUUUCCCAACAACUCCUGUUCGCCCUGUGCAGAUAAAAUUCAGGAACACGCUGGAGAGGUUCUCCACUUUGUGGGAGGGAUUGGACUUUUCUUCAGCUUUACAGAGAUUCUGGGAGUAUGGCUCACGUAUCGCUACAGGAACCAGAAGGAUCCCCGAGCAAACCCCAGUGCUUUCCUGUGAGACAGCGGCAGCUCCAGCCUCUCUGCGUUCACCUUACCACCUCUAUGGACCUUCUCUGGUCUUUUCCUGUAAAUACAAGACUGACCUGUGUGUUUCCUCUGAUUGCUGCAGUGAUGCUGUUCAAAUGUGUUUGGUUUUCAAGACUGAAAGUGUGUUCUGAAAAGUAGUUGUGUGUGAAGAAACAGUGCACGCGCUGCUUCUAACAUGAAGCUCUGCCUGGAUAAGCAUCUUAUACUGCACACAGAGAACAUACACAGUUAGUACACUGACCACUGAUAAAAGAGGGAAUAUUGUCUACAAUUGUCUGCUGUAUAUUCCAAAAGUAUUUAUGCAGCCUGCCUGAUGUUGACCCUGAUCCACUAUUUUUUUCCCUUUUUUGCUGUCGGUCCCACUAAACGCAAUAAUGUCAGCCACUUUUCUGCGUUUUGAUUUCUAAAUUAUUUUGACCGUGUAUGAAAGUGUUAAUAUGGUAACCUGGGAGUUUUUAAGCCUAUAUGAGAAUGUGUGUGGGUGUGUGUGUCACUGGCCUACUAGUCUGCCUUGCUGGCUGCAUACUGUGUAUUUGGCCUUUUGCAUGACUCUUCUGCAGAUAUAAGCAACUUUAUAAGAACUGCAAUCAUGAUUCUGUAAACCACCUGUCUGAGCCUUUGUACUGUAAACCACAAUAAAACACUAAUGGAGGAAAAGAAAAUCACUUUCUCUACAUAAUUAA